Mugil cephalus (flathead mullet) is the source of this 1847-nucleotide messenger RNA. RefSeq names its product chromosome 11 C1orf43 homolog (gene ltap1). The coding region runs from base 213 to 1001 and encodes 262 amino acids. Lineage: Eukaryota; Metazoa; Chordata; Actinopteri; Mugiliformes; Mugilidae. Gene Ontology annotation, biological process: phagocytosis. The record is from RefSeq and is a predicted model, not a curated record. The transcript is spliced from 7 exons.
CCAGUCACGUGACAACCGCGGAAGUCAACAAAUCAGGCAGCGAAAUGCAGCAACAACGAGAAGCACUUUACUUUACCUAACUUUUCUCCUCUCCGUUUUUUCUUUACCGUGAGAUUAACCUGUUUUGAAAUGGCCGCGUAAAUGAAACCACACGUCUCUCACAGACCAACUUUGGACGGAGAUCGUUUACCAAAAGGAACAGUUUUUACAAAAUGCCGCUUUCUGAUCAUCUGUCAAGUGUUAACGUAGUGCUUGUAAUGGCCUACGGAAGUCUGGUUUUUGUUUUGCUGUUCAUCUUUGUCAAAAGACAAAUUAUGCGACUUGCCAUGAAGUCCCGGAGAGGGCCGCACGUUCCCAUUGGCCACAAUGCACCUAAGGAGCUGAGACAAGAAAUUGAAGCCAGACUGUGCCAGGUCCAGAAAAUACACUUUGAGCCUCGGCUACUGUCUCCAGAUGAUGAUCGGCUAAAGCAGAGAAGAAAACCUGAUUCUCAUGACUACUUGUACCGAAUGAAAGCACUGGAUGCCAUCAGAGACACUGACUUCCCUUUUCGCGAGCUGGGUGGAAAGUCCACCGCUGUGACUGGACAAAGAUUUCGGACCUGGCUUCUGCGCCUGCGGAAUUCCCACUGCAUGUACAGAGACAGAGACAGCCGGAGCUCCCUCAUUGACACGGUGCUGGACGGUUACAACAAAGCACGUCACGGGGCAGAGCCUUUUGGGGAAGCAGAGUUUUUAAAGUACCAAGAAGCGCUAACCGAACUGGCCUCCAUUGUGAAGUCUCAGAGCGGCGGCAGCAGCAGCGGCGGCACCCCGACACAGCACCAUCAGUCUGCAGCCAAAGACCUGACUGGCACCGCGGAGCCCGCCAGCUCCUCCUCGUCCCCCACCCAAACCACCUACCUCACAUCCACGGUGCAGCAGCGCAACAAGAUGUCCAGGCACUUCUUGGAGCUGAAGAACUUCAAAGACAACUACAACACUCUGGACAGCACGCUCUGAGAACAUAUCACUGAGAGGUCAACAACAACGGUAGCGCUGCCAGUUAUUACAGUGCCUAUGAACAUAGAAUGAAAACGACACAAACACUGCCUUUACACACUAACUCGUAUUGCCUGGUUUUACAAUACAGUGCAUAUCCGACUACUGGUACCGUGCUCUUUACCUAAGUGUUGCUUAUGCUUACAUCUUGCGUUACUGCAUGUCUGACUGCUAUAUUUGGGUUGGAAAAAAACUCUCUAAUGAGUGACUGUAGACAGCGGGGGUUGAUUUGACCAAAACAAUACCAGAGGUAUGGAGCUAUGCAAUCGCUUAAGACAAUCAGUAUUUAUUGCACAAUUUAAAGGCCUAUGCAGAACUGUUGAAAUUAACCAGCUGUAUUUAAAUGCUAACGGUGUUUAUAGAGAGCAGAAGCGGUGUAACCUGUUGCUUCACACUGAGAAAAAAACACACCGUUUGUGUUACAUACGUUUUGGUUACAUGUGGUUACGUGCCUUUAAUUUUCUGCUACGACGUGUGUGUUUUUAUUUUUAAAGUCUUGAACAUCUGUCUUACAGAAGCCAUACUUGUUUUCAGGAAAUGUGAUGAAUAAGUGCUUUUAAUUGAAUCAGUUAUCUCAGUGCAAUGUGACUUAACAGUAUUUUAAUGCAUUAAUGUAUUCUGAAUGUGAGGUGUCCAGCAUCAGGGGCAUCUUGGCUCUUAUAGACCAGCCUCCAGAUGUCUGAGCUGCGUCCGUUACAUCUGGUGUCAAGGGUUCCCAGGGAGGCAUUUUAGUGCCUGAUUAAUUUUAUUUUCGUUGGUGCUUACUGUACAAGUUGCCAUCCAAAUAAAACCGUGACGUACAGUCAA